This is a messenger RNA of Nymphalis io (European peacock), 1570 nucleotides long. RefSeq names its product Kv channel-interacting protein 1. Gene Ontology annotation, molecular function: calcium ion binding. The record is from RefSeq and is a predicted model, not a curated record. The transcript has 7 exons. Bases 311 to 946 code for a protein of 211 amino acids. NCBI's taxonomy places the organism in Eukaryota, Metazoa, Arthropoda, Insecta, Lepidoptera, Nymphalidae.
UUUUCGUGUCAUAAUUAAAAUCGUAAUUGAAAAUCUGUGUUUUUAAAUAACGUUCGAUUUUCGAAAUCGUUAUCAGAUUAUGAAGUGGUUAGCGUGUAAGGUUUAAAGGUAUUCUGCAUUUAAUUAUAAUAAAUGCUAAAUCCUGCCCCGGAUCUAUCCGUUUCUUUUUAUAAAUUAUAAGUGAAAUCGACGUUAUAAAGAACCCAGUGCAGAUUAAAAAUAUAAGUGUCAAUUCGAGUGUCAAGUAGAAUAUGCUUGUCACAGAUUAAAGAUAACUAAACAGAUGUAAAAGCGAAUUUAAAAAUUAAUAAUGGCUACGCCACCGGAGUCACCGGUUGAAGAGCAUGCUUAUGAAUUGGAGCCGAACCGGACGCCGAAACCGAUUCCUGUUGCUUUGGAAGAAUUAUGCAGACAGACCAAGUUUACGAAACAGGAGAUUAGAGUCAUGUAUCGAGGUUUCAAAACGGAAUGUCCCGAAGGCGUUGUCCAUGAAGAUUCCUUUAAAGAUAUAUACGCGAAAUUCUUCCCGCAUGGUAACUCGGCGUUAUACGCGCACUAUGUGUUCAAAGCCUUUGACGUCAAUUGCAGCGGCGCUAUCAGCUUCAGGGAAUUACUCGUGACCCUGUCAACACUUCUCCGUGGUUCCGUAUACGAGCGUCUUCGUUGGGCCUUCCGUCUGUAUGAUGUUGAUGGUGAUGGUGCUAUUACCAGACAGGAGCUUGGUGAAGUAGUUGUGGCUGUUCACGAAUUGCUAGGGAGACGAGCACCACCGGGGUCACCUGCUGCAAGGAUAGAUGAUGCGAAAGCAAAUGAACAGGUGGACCGAGUGUUCAGGAAGUUGGAUCUGAACCAGGACGGUGUUAUAACGAUCGAGGAGUUUCUGGAGUCGUGUUUAAAGGAUGAAGUGAUCACACGGUCUCUUCAGAUGUUCGACACGGUGCUAUGACGGCAGACUGACGCGGCGCAAGUGCGCGAUACCAGGAUCGAAAUAAAACGAACGACAUACCACCACUGUCAGUGUCACGGGCUCUACAACAUGGCGGCGGCGUGGGUUUACCGCGCAAACUACGCGCGUUACGUCGCCGCCCUCGAGAACUUCUACCGCCGCGUCCUGAAGCCGAGGAUCAGGAGCGUUCUGUUUUUCCAUUUCUAGAUUAUUAGUGUUCAGCCUGAUUGAAAAUAAAAAAAAAUCGUUGAAAGUAACCUAUAAUGAAUACAGACUAUAAUAAUGACACAGGUCUACUUAAAAAACUAUAUAAUAUAAUAUUUUUAGGAUUUAAGCUUCGGUCAUAUCUGCGUUGACUAACUUUACAUGUAUAACAAAACAUGAUAUGACUAAACACUGAAUUGCUUAGUGAUCAAAAUUAAGCACCGUGGAUGUUUUAUCACUACGAGAACGUUACUUUGAUUUUUUUUUCUAUUUUCAAUGAGGCUUUUAUAUUAAAUAUUAUGGGAUGUCUUGUCUCAAUUUAAACUAUUUUAGUAAAAAUUAGAUAGAGUCAAGUACAGAAGCAGUUUUGUUUUACAAAAAAAAAAAUACAAUAAAAUUAAAAGUUGUAACUCGAAUUGA